UGUGUCACUCUCUCUCUCUCUCUCUAUCAUGUGUUUUUUCACCCUCUGAAACCCCAAAUUUUGUCCUUAUUUUCUUGCUUUUCAACCUCCAAAUGUCAUCGGUUUCUAAUUCCCAAGUGAUUGAUCUUUCCGUUACAUAAAAUUUCGAUUGGUAAUUCUUCCUAUUUGGGGUUUUUAAUUUCUGUACGGAUAAUGCUGUAAGAGAAGGAGAAGCAAUGGAGGAGAGUUAUGUGAAUAAUGGUGGUGGUUGUGGGUUUUCUUCUUCUGCACAAUUUCAGAGCUGUGGCGGUGGCAGUGGCGGUGGCGAUAGCAGCGAGGAAGAGUUGUCCGUUUUGCCCCGCCAUACUAAGGUGGUUGUCACCGGAAACAACCGUACCAAAUCUGUUCUCGUUGGGCUACAAGGUGUUGUAAAGAAGGCUGUUGGUCUCGGAGGCUGGCAUUGGCUGGUGCUGACAAAUGGAAUAGAAGUGAAGUUACAAAGGAAUGCUCUUAGUGUGAUUGAAGCUCCUACUGGUAAUGAAGAUGAUGAUGAUCUUGAGUUUGAAAACGGACUGUGGAACGGCUCUGAUCUGGCUUCUGAUGAUACCCAAAAGUCACAUCACCGAUCAAGGCACCGCCCACAUAAAUCAGCAGGGUCAUCGUCACACAAGACUGUUAGCCGGUCUCUAUCUUGUGACUCACAAUCCAAGACCUCUUUUACGAAUUCUCGUGGGUCUGUGAAGGUUGAUCUCAGCAAACUAGAGAUGGCUGCCUUACGGAGAUAUUGGCGACACUUUAAUCUUGCGGGUGUGAUCCCCAACCCGUCUAAGGAGCAGCUUGUGGAUAUUGUCCAAAGGCAUUUCAUGUCACAGACACUGGAUGAGUUGCAGGUGAUCGUGGGGUUUGCACAGGCAGCAAAGAAACUGAAGACUGUAUGCAAAUGAAUCCCCAUAUUCUAUCUAAAUAUCUCUCAAAGUGCAGUAACAAAAAGGGAGAUAUGGAUGUUGUUGACUAACAGUAGUAGAUACUUUUAAGCUUAAUUAAUUAAGAAAGGGCUGUUUGGUAGUAUUCUCACUUAUUAUUAAUUAAUGUAGAUAUAUGAUGAAUGUAAUGUAAUGUAAUGUGAUCCAGACCCUAAUUAAUUAAUUAAUUGCCAUCAUCCUUUGCAAUGCUCU
Messenger RNA from Cynara cardunculus var. scolymus (artichoke), 1154 nucleotides. RefSeq lists its product as uncharacterized. Gene Ontology annotation, molecular function: protein binding; transcription coregulator activity. Lineage: Eukaryota; Viridiplantae; Streptophyta; Magnoliopsida; Asterales; Asteraceae. Bases 216 to 923 code for a protein of 235 amino acids. The record is from RefSeq and is a predicted model, not a curated record. Gene Ontology annotation, cellular component: histone deacetylase complex. The transcript is spliced from 6 exons. Gene Ontology annotation, biological process: regulation of DNA-templated transcription.